This is a messenger RNA of Cylindrotheca closterium, 1065 nucleotides long. The record is from the annotation of a GenBank genome assembly. NCBI's taxonomy places the organism in Eukaryota, Bacillariophyta, Bacillariophyceae, Bacillariales, Bacillariaceae.
AUGACAUCCACCAUGGCCAUUGACGAUGAAGAGGAAGUCAUCAAGGAGGUUCCUCUGCUGGGAAAUGUUGACGAAGUUACCAUGCAUCCUCUGGUAUUACUGAGUGUGGCUGAUCACUAUCACCGUGUCGCCCGUGGAACACGAAAGCGUGUGGUGGGUGUUCUUUUGGGAAGUGUCCACAAGGGAAAGGUGGAUUGUACCAAUUCGUUUGCAGUUCCAUUUGAAGAAGAUUCGAGAAAUCCUUCUGUCUUUUAUUUGGAUCACAACUACUUGGAGAGCAUGUACGAAUUAUACCGCAAAGUCAAUUCCAAGGAACGCAUCGUUGGCUUUUAUUCUACAGGUCCCACCAUCCGACCGAACGAUUUGAGAAUUCACGACAUUGUCAAAAGAUUCUUGCCGCGCACCUGUAUUACGGCUCCAGUCUUUUGCAUCAUUGACAUUCGGCCUGGAAGAGACUCCUUGCCCACGACUGCCUAUAAGGUGGUGGAAGAAGUCUCUACCAAGGAUGGACAACGGCUGGUCAAGAUGACUUUUGCGCACGUUCCAACUGUCAUGGGAGCUCAAGAAGCUGAAGAAAUUGGUGUGGAACACUUGCUAAGAGAAAUUAAUGACCCUACUGUCAGUACGGUAGCAUCCUUGAUCAAGGGCAAGAUUUCAGGUCUGGCCACGUUGACUGAGAAAUUGGUCGAAUGCAAGGAUUAUUUGGAAUCCUGUGUCCGUGGCGAAUGCAAGGUCAAUCCCGACAUUGUGUCAAAUUUGCAAACCAUUCUGAAUUUGUUGCCCAACUUGAAUACGGACGAAAUGGUCCGGUCCAUGAUGAUCAAGACCAAUGAUAUGCACAUGGCCAUUUAUCUGAGUUCCUUGAUUCGAUCCGUCAUUGCUCUUCAUGAUUUGAUUAACAAUCGCAUUCGAUAUGGAGAAGAUGGAACUGAAUACAAGGAAGAAGAAGGAGAAGAAAAGAAGGAAGAUGAUGCUGCUGCCGAGAAGAAGGAGAAAAAAGAGAAGAAGGAUGAUAAAGAGAAGAAAGCUGAAGACAAGAAGAAGAAGGGUGCUGCCAAAAAGUAA